AUGAAGUUUGGCAAGCACAUUGUAGCCCAACAGAACGAUUAUGGAGGCGUCCAUUAUCUCAACUACAAGGCCCUCAAGAAAAUUAUCAACUCGGUCGAGCAAAUCGUCGCUUCGGAAUAUGUCUCAUUCACAACGCUCGCUGCCCAAAAUCCACCGGGCAUGUCAAACAUAUCCUCAAAGGAAUCUACGGAAUUCACGGCUCAAAAGACCGCAUUCUUCUUUAAACUCGAACGAGAGCUGGAAAAGGUGAAUUCAUUCUACUUGCAAAAGGAAGCCGAAUUCAAAGUCAGAGCUCGCUCGCUGGUCGACAAGAAGCGUAUUUUGAUGGCCAGACAAGGUCCGCAAGCCAACGCUUCCUUGAUGAGUCUGAAAGAUGCCUUCUUUCAGUUUCAACAGGAUUUGACAAAGCUUGGUAAAUAUGUUGAAACAAAUGCAACCGGUUUCCGGAAAAUCCUAAAGAAAUGGGACAAACGAUCCAAAUCAACCACCCAGGAAUUAUAUCUAUCGAGACAAAUUGAAAUCCAACCUUGCUUCAACAAUGAAGUAUUGGCCGACUUGACAGAUAUAGCUGCCACCAACAUUGCCGAAUUGGAAGCUAUCGUACCUGGUACAGGUGUAGCUGACUCAACCAUGCAUAUGGAUAUAUCAUCAUCGAGCACAGAACAGCCGAUAACAGAUGAUGCCGAAACCGAAUUGACACGAGCUCUAAGUGUCUCAGAUCCAAUCCGUGUCCAACAGCAUCUAGAACGACGUAAAAUACCAGGCCAUGUAGAAGACAAGGAUUAUCUGUCACGGAUCUUUCUAAGAGCUUGCUCAGAAUCGUCUAUUGAAUGUCUCAACAUGUUGCUGGCUACUGCUGAAGUGAAUUGUAACUAUAUGGAUGACAUUUCCGAUCGAACGUGUCUGCACGAGACUGCUAUUACAGGUCGAUUAGAUGUUAUGAAAGCCUGUUUUACUCAGGGUGCGUCUAUAGAAGCUCUAGAUGUAUAUGGACGUAAACCUAUACAUUAUGCUGCCAUGUAUGGACGAUACGAUGCCACCACGUUCCUCAUGUCUGUAGGAGCCUCUGUAGACCCACACGAUCAUGAUGGAUGCUCACCACUUGUAUACUCCAUAAUGGGAGGACACACGAAAUGUGCUGAAUCCCUCAUCGAAAAAGCUGCCAAUGUUGAACCAGCUUCUCCGACUUCACCAAUCCCAUUAUCUCUCGCAUGUCAAUACGGCCAUUUAGAAAUAGCUACAUUAUUAUUAUACCGUGGUGCGCAUAUGAUACCUGAUGCAGAUGGCUUACUUCCUCUGCACCUAACUGCCAGACAAGGCCACGACACCGUCACCAAACUCCUCAUCGAACACGGAGCAGAUGUAGAUGGCCCCGACGGUCUCAACGGAUGGACGUCGAUAUUCUAUGCCGCUUCAGAGGGUAAUCUGAAGUGUGUCCAGGUCCUUAUAGCUGCUGGAUGUCGAGUUGAUAUGAAGGAUGAGCAUUCAUGGUACCCCUGGACGUAUGCAUUGUGGAGGGGCCAUGUGCAGAUUGCGAGAUUGAUUGCUGUUGCUGGAGGUGCUGUUGCUGAUAAUGUGGCUCAGCAGCAGGCUGCUGAUCAGGGGUUGAAACCUAUGGCUCCUAGUGGACUGUUUAUGGAGGAUACGGAAAUGACUAGUGCUGAUAUGGAUGCUGUGCCUCCGUUGAAUUUGCCACCGCCUAUGAUUCCGUUUAGGAUAUAUGGUCACAACUACUUGGAUAAAAACGUAUAUCUCCAAAUCCAGUUUGGUGCUCAACAGAAUGGUAGUGGAUCACCUAUAAAGCUAUUCGGAUCACGACAAUUAUCGUCUCUAAAACUCGUCAUAUCUACUCGUCCCGAAGCUGGUGUACCAUACUCGGUCAUCUUACCACUCAAAGAUGAAUCAGAAGUAUAUACAUUCCUAGUAGAUGAGCUCUCAUCAAGUGCGAUCGAAUUUGACAUUUAUCCCACAUUUGGUACUCGAGCUAUUGGACAAGGUGUAGUUCUGCCUUCUCAGAUACAACUGUUGGUCGAAAAGAGCUGGUCGGGCGCCGGAGAAGGUGAACGUAUAAUAUGUCCGUUAUAUGAUACCCAUCUCAAGACAGUCGGUGAAUUAUCAUUCGACCUGUCUGUCGUCAAACCCUUCCAUCAUCCAUCGUUAUCUAUUGGUGGUAAAGUAGAAACGUAUUGGAAGUCAACUCGAGUCAUUAAUAACACCGACAAGACGAACAAGAUGGGUAAUGCAGCUGGAACUAGCAGUAGUCUUGGAGUAGGAGGAGGAUUCUCACAAUUCGAAUCAGCACAUCAUAUACAAUCAUUUAUAACAGCAUCAUCACUAGCUGAAGAAUACAUUCACGCCGUGAUUCAAAUCACUCGUGAUGGUAUACCCGUCGUGUAUCCUGAAUGGCAUCUACCUAUAGAAGGAUUCUCGAUUGGAGUGUCAAGUGUGACAUUCCAGCAGGCUAAAACACUACUGACUCGUGCUCGUCUUAACGAUGGACGGGUAUCAUCUCCAUCAUCACCUAUACAUAAAAAUAUUAACAAUCAUCAUAGUACAUCAUCAAACAACCACAAACCUAUAAUAUCUAUAUCGCCAGAGUCUGUUAUGGCUGGAGUCGUUAGUGCUGAUUCAGAGUCUAUGAGGAAUAGUGCUAGUGCAAGACUGAGUACUGCUUUUGUAUUGAGCAAGUCGAGUCGUGUGUCUAGUGCCGAGCUGAGUAAAUUGGUGUAUGAUUCCUUCUUGUCUUUGGAGGAGAUUUUGACGACACUCCCAUCAUCAGUCGGCGUAUCCAUCGAAAUCAAAUACCCAACAUCUUCCGAACGCCAGCUCCACAACCUGCACGACCUUCUCUCCAUCGACGACCAAGUAGACAUGAUCCUGAAAAAAGUAUACGAUCACGCAUCGCAGCGAUCCAUAGUCCUCUCAUCAUUCAAUCCAUCCGUAUGUACAGCCAUGAAUUGGAAACAGCCCAACUAUGGAGUGUUUUAUUGUACACGAUGUGGAUUUGGUACUAAAGGAGGACUAAAUGGAACUGAAGAGUUACCGGAGCCGGAUAAAGACAGACGGUGUGGAAGUAUUAAGGAGGCUGUUAGGUUUGCCAAGAAUUCGAAUCUGCUGGGUGUUGUUUGUGAAGCUACGCCGUUGAUUCAAGUCCCAUCAUUAAUCACAGCAAUCAAGGAAUCCGGACUGAUUGUCGCAUCAUUCGGGAUUGCAAAUGAUGACAUUGGCAAUGUGCGAGCACAAGAAAGUCAUGGUGUUGACGCCAUCAUUUCGGAUAAUGUUUUGAGGUAUAGAAUUGAGCCUGUAUAG
Messenger RNA from Synchytrium microbalum, 3309 nucleotides. RefSeq lists its product as uncharacterized. Bases 1 to 3309 code for a protein of 1102 amino acids. Gene Ontology annotation, molecular function: protein binding; glycerophosphocholine phosphodiesterase activity. The transcript has 7 exons. Gene Ontology annotation, biological process: glycerophospholipid catabolic process. NCBI's taxonomy places the organism in Eukaryota, Fungi, Chytridiomycota, Chytridiomycetes, Synchytriales, Synchytriaceae. The record is from RefSeq and is a predicted model, not a curated record.